Volvox carteri f. nagariensis is the source of this 744-nucleotide messenger RNA. RefSeq lists its product as uncharacterized. The record is from RefSeq and is a predicted model, not a curated record. Lineage: Eukaryota; Viridiplantae; Chlorophyta; Chlorophyceae; Chlamydomonadales; Volvocaceae. Bases 1 to 744 code for a protein of 247 amino acids. The transcript has a single exon.
AUGGUGGGCGUGGGGGCGGUGGCGGUGGUGGUGGUAGUGGUGGGCGUGGUGGCGGUGGCGGUGGUGAUGGUUGUGGUGGGCGUGGUGGCGGUGGCGGUGGUGGUGGUGAUGGUGGGCGUGGGGGCGGUGGCGGUGGUGGUGGUUGUGGUGGUAGUGGUGGCUGUGGCGGUGGUGAUGGUGAUGGUGGGCGUGGCGGCUGUGGCGGUGGUGAUGGUUGUGGUGGGCGUGGCGGCUGUGGCGGCGGUGAUGGUUGUGGUGGGAGUGGUGGCGGUGGCGGUGGUGAUGGUUGUGGUGGGAGUGGUGGCUGUGGCGGUGGUGAUGGUGAUGGUGGGCGUGGGGGCGGUGGCGGUGGUGGUGGUUGUGGUGGGAGUGGUGGCUGUGGCGGUGGUGAUGGUGAUGGUGGGCGUGGCGGCUGUGGCGGUGGUGAUGGUUGUGGUGGGCGUGGCGGCUGUGGCGGUGGUGAUGGUGAUGGUGGGCGUGGCGGCGGUGGCGGUGGUGAUGGUUGUGGUGGUAGUGGCGGCUGUGGCGGUGGUGAUGGUGAUGGUGGGCGUGGCGGCGGUGGCGGUGGUGAUGGUUGUGGUGGUAGUGGCGGCUGUGGCGGUGGAAAUGGUGAUGGUGGGAGUGGCGGCUGUGGCGGAGGUGAUGGUUGUGGUGGGAGUGGCGGCUGUGGCGGUGGUGAUGGUGAUGGUGGGCGUGGUGGUGUUUGCCCUGGCAGUGAGAGGAGUGGUGAGUUCGAAAAGUUAG